Molecule: messenger RNA, 1117 nt
Organism: Myotis brandtii (Brandt's bat)
Lineage: Eukaryota; Metazoa; Chordata; Mammalia; Chiroptera; Vespertilionidae
Product: fatty acid-binding protein, heart
Exons: 1
Coding region: 59-460 (133 amino acids)
Biological process (GO): fatty acid transport
Cellular component (GO): nucleus; cytosol
Molecular function (GO): fatty acid binding
Source: RefSeq, a predicted model, not a curated record
GGAGUCCUUCCACGCCUGCUUUGUCCUUUCUUCGCUAACAGCCUAGCCCAGCCUCACCAUGGUGGACGCCUUCGCAGGCACCUGGAAGCUGGUGGACAGCAGCAACUUCGAUGACUACAUGAGGUCCAUCGGUGUGGAUUUUGCUACCAGGCAGGUGGCCAGUGUGAUCAAGCCUAUCACAAUCAUCGAAAUAAAUGGGGACACGAUCACCCUGAAAACACAAAGCACCUUCAAGAGCACAGAGAUCAACUUCAAGCUGGGGGUGGAGUUUGACGAGACAACGGCAGAUGACAGGAAUGUCAAGUCCACCGUGACGCUGGAUGGAGGCAAACUUGUCCAUGUGCAGAAAUGGAACGGGCAAGAAACAAAACUUGUGCGGGAGCUCGUGGAUGGCAAACUCAUCCUGACGCUCACCCACGGCAAUGUAGAGUGUACGCGCACGUACAAGAAGGAGGCAUGACCAGCCCUCUGCUUCACUGACAGCUCCGCUGCCAACUGGCUACCCCUGGACUCAGCACCAGAUUGCCUCGUCUUUUCCUCUGGCGUUUUGUAUAAAUCCACCUUGGGGGGGGGGAAAUUCUUCUGGGGUCAGGCGCACCAUCCUGGAUACAGUUCCAGUUCCCAUUGUGUUUGUCUGUCUUAACUGCAUCCAAAGAGUGCUCUGAGGUCAAUAAAGCAGAGCCAAGGCCACCCAGUUGCCUUCUUGCCUUUGGUGACAUGACUCCAUGAGUCUGUUUCCCUGUGUCUGAAAGUGGGCAGAAACGCCUGCCUGAAGGUCACUCAGGAAGAAGCACUGGAUGACACUGAAAUGGAUAGUCUCUGGGGCGGGGGUAGCUGACCACCUUACACAUACAAUAAUAGAACAGCUGUACCUACACCUUGCCUUUACUCCCUCCCCAUGGCCAAAUGAGCUAGUCCAACCUGGACUAACCAGUGGCAGGGCUUCCCCAAGCUUGGCUACUGGACUAUCACCUUGGGCCACCGGCACUGAAUGCCCUUGGGUCUGGACAGUUGCCUUUCUCUGCAAUGCUGUGGUCUCUCUUUUUCCAGAAUGUAGGCUCAGGACAAUGGAUCCAGGCUUGUGCCAUUUUGGUGGGAAAAAAUGCCCACUGGCCAA